AUGAGCGGGAUACGCGGGGUGAUGAAAGAGGGUUGGCAUCCCAAAGGCAAGGAUGGGGGUAGAGAGAGCUGGCGAAGCGAUUUCAAAGGCAUCAAUCAAGUGGCAGGCUGGAUAGGCAUGGGCAAAGACACGAGCAACUCCAGCAGAACCGACCACGUCGCUCCACCCCUCUCGUCCCUCAAGGACCCGGCGUCCUUUGGACCUCCGCCAAAACAUAUCAAGUACCAUGGACCGGCCGCUGUUGCUGAUAGGACGACUCCUGACCGUAGCGGUCUGGGAGCGCCUUUGACACCAGAACAGACUCGCCGGCAACACUCUCAGCAACAGGAAGCCGAGCCUGCAAACAGCAAGCCAGCUCCUCCACCGCGACCAUAUCGUCAGAACACGACAGGCUUGUCUACAGAGGGUCUUCCUCCACCUCCCGUCCGGCGUAAUACUUCUCCAAACCAAGCUGGCGUCGAUGCCCCCGCGACAAAGCCGAAACCGGCCCUGCCUCCCCGACUGCCUCCCCGGAAAGAUUCCAGUACAUCCCAUUCUCCAUCACCGCCGCCAUACACUGAAACCGGGAGUCAAGUGCAAUUGAAUCAAGGGGCAAUAUCUCGUCUCGGCCAGGCUGGCAUCUCAGUGCCGGGGCUGGGUAUUGGAACGAACUCGGCCGAGAGACAAGAAAGCAGUUCUGGCUCCCAGUCUUCGACAAACACGGCGACCAACAACCAUGUCAAUGAACUGCAGUCUCGCUUCUCAAAGCUGUCGACAAGCUCGCAGAACCCGCAGAGCCCUCAAAGUCCACAGAGCCCGGCCAAUGGAACGACCCUGGCAGAGAAACAAGCCGCGCUGCAGACUGCUCAGAAGUUCCAUAACGACCCAUCCUCAGUCUCCGUAUCAGAGGCGCGAAGUGCGGCCUCGACGGCUAACAACUUUCGCGAGCGGCACAGUGACCAAAUCGAAGCGGGAAAGAAGAAACUCAGCGCGCUGAACCAGAAAUAUGGAAUCACGAAGCGCAUCAACGACUUCAUCGAGGACCAGAAAUCCCCCGCAGAGCCUGAGCCUCAGCCCGGGCAGGGCGUCCCUCCCCCGCCGCCUCCUCAUCCCAAUCUGAACCGGUCCAGCUCGAACAUCGACAAGGAAGCCCUCAAUCGGCGAAAACCGCCUCCUCCUCCUCCGCCUGCCAAGAAGCCUGCCCUGCAGUCCGCCCCCGUUCAUACUCCAUCCCCGCCUCCCCCACCAUUACCGCUGGCGACGAAGCCUCGCUGA
Rasamsonia emersonii CBS 393.64 is the source of this 1254-nucleotide messenger RNA. RefSeq names its product Glyceraldehyde 3-phosphate dehydrogenase. Lineage: Eukaryota; Fungi; Ascomycota; Eurotiomycetes; Eurotiales; Trichocomaceae. The transcript is spliced from 2 exons. The coding region runs from base 1 to 1254 and encodes 417 amino acids. The record is from RefSeq and is a predicted model, not a curated record.